This is a messenger RNA of Ogataea philodendri, 1146 nucleotides long. RefSeq lists its product as uncharacterized. The record is from RefSeq and is a predicted model, not a curated record. The transcript has 2 exons. NCBI's taxonomy places the organism in Eukaryota, Fungi, Ascomycota, Pichiomycetes, Pichiales, Pichiaceae. The coding region runs from base 1 to 1146 and encodes 381 amino acids.
AUGAAGUCUGAUGAGCUUUCCCCUGUGUCAACUCAUCUUGAAGCCACUACGAUUCCUGCAGCUUCUCGUGCUUCCUCGUGGGGUCCUAUUGUUGAAUUCCCUGAGUCAUUACCUUCCUCGCCCGAACCAAAACAUGAUAUACUUCAACUUACUUACGACUCACAAGCUUUUGUUCCACGGCAGCCUUCGCCUGUGCCAGAUGAUGACUCGUAUCAUUUGUCAUCUCUCUCACCCAUCGGGCUCGUAUCUUCGUUAGAUGUCUCUGCGGAUCCUGUUGACUCUUCCUCUGACUCGGAUGCUCAUCAACAAUCCAAUCCUUCGUCCCUCAUUCCUACGACUCGUCCCCGGGAAUCCCCUGAUCCAGACUAUAGCCCCGAUCCUCCUUGGCAUCCUCGUCAACGCGGCAACUUUGAUACUCUUGUUGCCGCUCUGAAUACUGACGUGUUCGCCGCGUCUGGUAGGGUUCCUGCGUCGGUUGAUGAAGCCCUCUCAUCGAGUGGUUGGCUCUCUGCCAUGGAAGCCGAAAUGGCCGCCCAUCAACAUAACCAAAUCUGGACGCUGGUCUCUCUUCCUCCUGGUAGACGGGCGCUUGGAUGUCGUUGGGUAUUCACUGCCAAACCCGUUUCUCAUCUUUUGAAAGCACGGCUUGUUGUUCAAGGUUUUCGUCAAAUCCAUGGACUUGACGACAAUGAGACCUUUAGUCCUGUUGUUCGUUACGACAGUGUGCGCAUAAUGCUCAGCCUUGCUGCCCAAUUCAAAAUGCAAAUUCAUCAAAUGGAUGUUACCACUGCCUUUCUCAACGGUACUUUUGAUGAGGAAAUCUAUAUGUGUCAACCUCCGGGUUUCAUCUCUCCUGGUAAUGAAGAGAAAGCUGGACAUUAUGUUUGUUGUGGCAAAAUAAAGCCGGUAUCUUCAGAAUCCCAAAAAGUCACAUAUGAUGAAGGCAAGGCAUUGAGAUACCUCAAAGGGACUAGUGACUUGGGAAUUGCCUAUUCUUAUGAUCCAUCCUCUAACCUCAAUGGCUACUCAGAUGCUGACUGGGGAACUAGCACUAUGGACAGAGUUUUGGUUACUGUUUAUGUCUUUGUGCUAGCCAAUGGACCUAUCACAUGGAAAUCUAAGAAGCAAGCCACAGUGGCUUUGUAA